Molecule: messenger RNA, 540 nt
Organism: Dovyalis caffra
Lineage: Eukaryota; Viridiplantae; Streptophyta; Magnoliopsida; Malpighiales; Salicaceae
Source: the annotation of a GenBank genome assembly
AUGAGUCCUGCAAUGGCAGUGACCGUGGGAAAUGAAUAUCAUGCCUUAGACAGCCAAUCAUACCACAAGGGAGUUAAGCAACUAUGCCAGAAUGGCAUCAGCAAAGUUCCUAACAAGUACAUAUUACCUGUUCAAGAACGACCAAAUACAAAUCAGGCAGAACCUACCAGUGUGGCUAACCAAAAUCUAAAGUUGCCCGUAAUUGAUUUUGCUGACUUGCAAGGACAAAACCGGCCCGAAGUCCUUAAGAACCUAGCUAAUGCUUGCGAGAAAUAUGGCUUUUUUCAGUUGGUAAAUCAUGGAAUUCCUACCGAUGUUAUCAGUAGCAUGAUCGAUGUAUCAACAAGGUUUUUCGAGCUCCCUUAUGAGGAAAGAUCCAAGUAUAUGUCAUCCGAUAUGCAUGCACCAGUUAGAUAUGGAACUAGCUUUAACCAAAACAAAGAUAAUGUGUUUUGUUGGAGAGAUUUCUUGAAGCUAAUGUGCCACCCAUUACCGGAUGUACUUACUUAUUGGCCUUCUUCUCCCAUGGAUUUCAGGUAA